CAUGGGUGGAGAUAGAUGCCCAGAAAUAUUGUGGGUGGGCUGCGAAUGUAGAGAGAUUUACUGGCCCAGAAUACAGCAAAACAGAGCUAAGACCUUAAUUUCUGGGGUGGCGGGAGGAGGAAAUGAGAAAUGUAGCAGUGGAAAUGACUGAGUCAAUGGGGCUUGAAGCCAGCCGCCCUCAGAAAACAAAGCGAAACGGCAGAGGAAUGGCUAGGUCUGUGUAGCGGCGGCUGAGCCAAAUACUGAAUGAGGUGCACCUGGUUAAGAGCAAGGGGUUAAAAGGGCACCCGACCAAUAGGGCAGGGGUCAGACGUUGAAGAAUGGGAAGGCUGCAAGGAGCUGCCUGUGCUGAUAGGGUGCUCUAAGCCCACCUGAAGAUGCCCUCUAUCAUGGCCGACUGGGGUCUGCACGGCCUUCUCUCGCCACUCCUCCCUGACACUUCGUCUUGGCGCCCUCGGCCAGAGCCCACCAUAGCCGUGCUGGGCUCGCUGGCCUUGCUGUUUGUUUGGUACUGCUACCGCGUGGGGAGCGGGCAAGCAGCCCCCGCCUCUCACCAGCAAGGCAUGCCCACGGAGGAGCGAUGCCCUCGCCGUGCCCUCGGGAGCGAUGCUGCCAACCAGCGCCUGUAUCGCAGCCUGCGAGACUACGCCAAGCGCUACUCAUGGUCGGGCAUGAACCGGCUGCACAAAGGCAUCCGAGACCAGGCCCAUUACCAGCUGGGUGAGCGCCUGGCGAUCCAGAAGCCCAGCGCCUUCUACCUCCCGGACUUGCCUUCUGCCCCCUACUUCCCCCGCGAGUCCCAGCGCCACGACGUGGAGAUCCUCGAACUCAGCUUCCCGGCCAUCUUGCGAGAGUUUGAGGGCAUCGCGUGGGACUUUGCGCCUGGAGCGCCAACCCCGCGGGGGUGGACGGCCAAUGCCAACCCUGGCUGCCAUAGCUAUUACCUCUACCGGCAAGGGGAGUGCGUGGCGCAGAACUGUCGCAGCUGCCCGUGGACGUACCGGGCACUCAGUGCGCUCCGCACCUUCGUCAAUGCCAACCGCUUUGGAAACGCUUGCUUCAGCGUCUUGCAGCCUGGAACUGUGCUGCCCGGGACCUACGGGCCAACCAACACCCGGGUGCGGUGCCAUUUAGGUGAGCAAAUGCUGGAAGAACAGCAAGGCGGGCAAGAUAUGGGGGCUUCAGUGUGUGGGGAAGCUUGCAAGGCCAGAGUCUUCCACCAUGCAUGUGUUGUCCACUAGCUGGAAAUUCUUGAGUCCCUAAACAGGAGGCAGAGGACUUCUGUUGUUUAUAAGUAUCAGAAAUAAGUACCCCUUAGGGGUCAUUUUUAGGGCUGCAAUAUAUAGUUGAGUAAUCUGUGCCCUAGAUCAAUCAGCCAACUAGAAAAUCUGUUAAAUUGUUUGGAAUAAUGCAAGUACUUUCCAAAAAACACGCAGGUGGAAAGUGGCAUCAUAGAAGAGGCAUUUCUUUCUGUGCGUGGGAAUGCUUCUUCCAGUAAGAUUUUUGCUCUGCCGUGAAAUACCUCUAGAAAUCAAAAGAAUGCUUUCUUUCUCUUUAGAGCUAUUGUUUUUAUUUGCUGAAAGUAUGAUGAUUUACGCAUCAAUUAAUCAGCUAAAGCUCAUUCAGUUAAUUAACAAUAUUUCUUUAAACAGAGCAACAGCCCUAAUCAUUUUAUGGUAAAGUAAUCUCAUAAGACCUUUUUAGAGGCCAGCAGUUAAGAGUUGGCCUUCAAGUCUGGGAAACUCUGGUGGCUUUGGACAAGUCACUGGCUGCUUCCUCACUUUAAUUUCCUCAUAUGAAAACAGAAAUAAUCAUCUAUCUUGCAGUGUAGUUGUUAGGUUCAGACAUUAACCAUUGUAAAGCAUGUAGUAGUAGUAGAUUAGUUGGAUAUGUAGAAGUGGAAUAACAGUAGACUUGAAGUUGCCUUCAACAAGAAAAUGUAAUGAUAUCACACAGCUGUUCAGACCUUGAGUGUCAUUCAUUCAUUCAUUUAUUUUUUAAAAGCAAGUUUCUAGCUCUCAAGUACGGUAUAUUUGAAAAUAUGCAAUAUUCUCGAAGAGCUCUUGUAUGCAUAAGGCAAAUUUGUAUGCCCUGCAUUGCCCCUGGUUCCUUCCUUCCUUCCAUCCAUAACCUUUUAUUGGGUUUUACAAGCAAGGCUCAUAGGAAUAAUAAAUGAGACAAAUAAAUAGACCAAGUCCUGUUACACCCAUUCUGAUCUCCGGCAAUGGCCUGGUUUGCCUGUCAUAGUAAGCCUGAGUGUGGCACAAACAUACUGGCUUCCGAACACGUCACAGAAGGAACAGGAACUUGCACCUGCUGUGCUUUUCCCUGAACUUUUUUGGGUAAAACUAGACAAGAGCUCAGCCAAGGUUUGUGUUGUUCAAACCCGGGGUCAUACUUCAGGUCUCUGCUCUUUAGACACUACCUCUAACCGUAGGGCCUACCUUGGCUACAAAUUGUGGUUAAAGGUGAGACACCCUGGCCAUGGAUUUGGACGGCACGCUAAGCUUACUUGCCAUGCUACGAUACCUGAAAAAGCCAGUGGGGGACAGGGAGCAAAAUGGCUGCCAUUUCCUCCUCCUCCUCUGUUUGCCCUAAGCUAUGGUUUGGCCUUCUGUGACGUGUGAAUGCAGCCUAUGCGUCCCUCCUCCCCAGAAACCUUCUGUUACGCCUCACCCACAUAUUUCCGUCUUGCUCUGUCAUUUGCAAGUAAAAUCAGGCAGACAACGCCCCCAAUUCCCCGCGAAGACUCAGAUCAAGACUGUCAAAAAAAUUAUGUAAGUGCUUUGCUUUUUGUGCCCAUCCUCUCUCUCUCUCUUUCUUUCUCUCUCACCCACCCACCAUGAAGUCUUUUCUAGAAGGAGCUCUGCAUAUGAGCAUUUUAUCCACACCUUUCAGGAUUGGGAUGGGGCGAGAGAGAAGCAGCAUUUCCUCGUGGGAAGGAAGAAAGCAGCGAGGUGGGCCUGCAAAGGCAACAGCAGGGCCUUCUUCGGAUAAGAGUGUCGUCCCCUUCCCAACCCAGAGACAGCCAGUAACCAGCAACUGCCCUGUUGGAAGGAACAUCUGAUGCCAUCUCCUGCUCCAGUAGAGCUGGUUGCUUUUGGUCUUUUUAAACAUAUCUUUAAUUUUAUUCAGUGCUAGUCGAAAAGUGAGCUCUAAAUCUGCUGAAUAAAUACACAAACUUAGGAAGCUUCCUUGUUACAGCCACCUUUUUCUUCCAUUUCUAGGGCUGAAGGUUCCUCCUGGUUGUGAGCUGGUCGUGGGGGGUGAGCCUCAGUGCUGGUCCGAAGGAUACUGUCUCCUAGUAGACGACUCCUUCCUGCAUACCACGGCUCACAAUGGUAAGAGAAUGGAUUUACAGGCUAAGGCUAUACAUCUGAUGCCCUCUAGAUGUUUUGAACUACAACUCCUACCAGCUCCAGCCAGCAUGGGCAAUAAUCAGGGAUGGUGGGAGUUGUCAUCCAAAGUAUAUGGAGGAACGCUGGCCUAGGGCAUUAAACUGAGUUUGCUCCCCUCCCCUUUUUUUUAUAAAUCAUAGCAGGGGUUGGGCCUGGGGAAAUUAUACACUCAACCUCAGUUUCCCAGUCUGUGAAAUGGGAGGGGAAAAAUUCAUGUCACUGCAGAUUUGGCACUCCGUUUGUCAGGGGGUGGCCUGCCUUACUGCCUGCUCCGCUCACCCAUAUGACUUUUCUUAAAGAGAUAAAGGUAAAGGGACCCCUGACUAUUAGGUCCAGUCGUGACCGACUCUGGGGUUGCGGCGCUCAUCUCGCUUUACAGGCUGAUGGAGCCAGCGUUUGUCCACAGACAGUUUUUUCCGGGUCAUGUGGCCAGCAUGACUAAGCCGCUUCUGGUGAAACCAGAGCAGCGCACAGAAACACCGUUUACCUUCCCACCGAAGCGGUACCCAUUUAUCUACUUGCACUUUGACGUGCUUUUGAACUGCUAGGUUGGCAGGAGCAGGGACCGAGCAACGGGUGCUCACCCCGUCGUGGGGAUUCGAACCUCCGACCUUCUGAUCGGCAAGUCCUAGGCUCUGUGGUUUAACCCACAGCGCCACCUGCGUCCCUUAAAGAGAUAUAACUUCUUUAAUAAUAGUAGGGAGCUGACAUAAUGCCAUCCUGCUUGACACAUUGCUGGCUGAUCACCUAUGGUUGAUCUUUACUCACCAUGGGCAAACAACGGUGUGUGAAUUUAUGCAGCUGAGCUGCUUUGUCAGGAUUUUGUGAUGCCCUCACAAGAUUAAGGAUAUUUCACAAUUUGAGGGUUACAUUAAAAGAUAACUCUAACCAUAUUUGUUGCAGGUUCUCCCACUGAUGGCCCACGGGUGAUAUUUAUUGUUGACCUCUGGCAUCCCAAUGUGGCAGGACCUGAGCGGCAGGCGCUAGACUAUAUCUUUGCCCCUGGUCGGUAGGUGCCUGCUCAGGAUCAGGUAUUGUAGCCAAGGGGGGGGGGGACCCCCAUAAUGCCACCAAUAGUGUUUGCUGCUCUUCACAAUCAUCAAAGCCUCCCACAAUAUUGCCUUGGAAUGGAAACUCUUAUUUUACCAUUGUGCAGACUGAACUGGAGGGGGGGGGAGGAAUGGCCCCCCCACUUCCAACUUUGGAGUUCUGCAUCUGAACUAAAAUCUACGCGGGGAUGUAUCACAGAUGGGGCGGCGGGGCUCCUUUUCUCUCUCUCAGUGUGAUGCUGUGACCUAAAAUACUUGUUCUAUAGACCUUUGUGACAUGGUAUACAUUGGUUCCUCUUCUUGCCAUUCUGUUGGUGGUAGACGCUGAUCUGGACGGGUCCUUGUGGCCUGUUCUCAUCUCCUGUGAGUCUGGGGUUAUUCAAGUGCAAGUGCAAGUGCUGCUGUCUACAGUCCAGGACCAGAAGGCCGCUGAGUUCUACUGAAGUUCAACAAUCCUGAUUUUAGUAGCAUGGCCUUUCCAGGUUUUUGGAAAUGGGUGGGUUGGGGAAGAGAAGCAAGCUAAGGUGAGCACUGUUUCCACCUGUCUGUGAUCAUUUGUUAAUUCCCACCCCGCAUCUGUUACCGCGACGUUUGUGUGGCAGGAUUUAAUCCAGAAAAGCCUUGCUAAUUAACCUGCACCCCAAUAAAAUAAUUAGAAGCCUC
This is a messenger RNA of Podarcis lilfordi (Lilford's wall lizard), 5110 nucleotides long. The record is from the annotation of a GenBank genome assembly. NCBI's taxonomy places the organism in Eukaryota, Metazoa, Chordata, Lepidosauria, Squamata, Lacertidae.